Aspergillus nidulans FGSC A4 is the source of this 694-nucleotide messenger RNA. Its product is annotated as protein carC. The transcript is spliced from 3 exons. Gene Ontology annotation, biological process: tricarboxylic acid cycle. The record is from RefSeq and is a predicted model, not a curated record. Lineage: Eukaryota; Fungi; Ascomycota; Eurotiomycetes; Eurotiales; Aspergillaceae. The coding region runs from base 45 to 620 and encodes 191 amino acids. Gene Ontology annotation, cellular component: membrane; mitochondrial inner membrane. Gene Ontology annotation, molecular function: electron transfer activity.
GAUUCCAACUCCUCGUCGUUGUUUCGGACAUAUCAAAAACAAUCAUGCUCUCUCAAAAGGUCGCUCAGCAGUCGCUGCGUCGGCUUGCUGUCCAGCAGCCCUAUGCCAUGCGCUGGUCCCUGAUGAACGCUGCCUCCCCCGCCGCGGUUGCCAUGGGAAGGAAUGUCCAGAAGAUUCAGACAAGAUUCGCUGCCACCAGCACCACCACUUCCGAUCCCAAUAAGAUCCUUGUCGAGCAGCGUCUGCGCCGCCCCGUCUCUCCCCACCUUACCAUCUACCGACCCCAGAUCACUUGGUACAUGAGUGCCCUCCACCGUGUCACCGGAAUCAUCCUUUCUGGUCCUCUGUACAUUUUCGCCACUGCAUACCUCGCUGCUCCCUUGUUUGGAUGGCACCUUGAGUCUGCCUCCUUGGCCGCUUCUUUCGCUACUCUGCCCUUGGCCGCCAAGUUCAGCCUCAAGACCUUAGCUGCUCUGCCGUUCACCUACCACUCCUUCAACGGCCUCCGACACCUGAUGUGGGAUACUGGCCGUGGUAUCACCAACAAGCAGGUUAUCCAGACCGGCUGGACCGUCGUUGGUCUGAGCAUUGCUAGCGCUCUUUACCUUGCUUAUGUGUGAUUCUCUUCCGUCUGUCAUACCAACAAGUUUCUUGCCGUUCUAAAAUAUUUCCUUGCAAUAUAUUCUAUACAGGU